Vanrija pseudolonga is the source of this 923-nucleotide messenger RNA. It is a transcript of the gene hdl, whose product is annotated as (S)-2-haloacid dehalogenase 4A. The record is from RefSeq and is a predicted model, not a curated record. Gene Ontology annotation, molecular function: hydrolase activity, acting on halide bonds, in C-halide compounds. The transcript has 2 exons. NCBI's taxonomy places the organism in Eukaryota, Fungi, Basidiomycota, Tremellomycetes, Trichosporonales, Trichosporonaceae. The coding region runs from base 160 to 891 and encodes 243 amino acids.
GUUCCACUCUGUUCAGCAAGGCGUGUAGAUAACAUAUAAAAGAUCAGGCUCGGCGACACUCUUGGACAUCAUCACACCAACAGAUCCGAUCCAUCUUUCCCAAGCUCCACAGCUCCGCUACACACAACCAACCCCACCACAGCAUCAACAACAACAACAAUGUCGACCCCCUCCAAGGACUACAAGGCCCUCCUCUUCGACUGCUACGGCACCCUCAUCAACUGGGAGGGUGGCAUGCAGAACGCGCUCCAGCCGCUCCUCGUCCAGAUCCGCAAGCAGAACAUCAGCCGGGACGACUUCUUCAAGCAGCUCGGCUCCAUCGAGACUGCUAUCCAGACCAACGAGCCCACCAAGCUCUACCCCGACGUGCUCGCCGAGACGUACCGCCAGGUCGCCGACCACUUCAAGCUCCAGUACACUGAGGACGAGGCGGUCGACUUUGGCAACUCUGUGCCCGAGUGGCCCGCGUUCCCCGACUCGGCCAAGGCGCUCAAGCGCCUCCAGGACUCGGGCCUCAAGCUCGUCAUCCUGAGCAACAUCAACAACGACUCGUUUGCUGCCAGCCGCAAGAAGCUCGAGAAGGAGGGCGCGGUCUUUGACGAGGUCUACACCGCGCAGAACAUCGGCUCGUACAAGCCCUCGCUCAACAACUUUGACUACGCCAUCUCGCACCUCCAGAAGGACCACGGCAUCUCCAAGGACGAGAUCCUCAUCGUCGCAAACUCCAAGCUCCACGACAUCCAGCCCGGACACAAGGUCGGCCUCAAGGGCGCAUGGAUCGACCGCGCCGGCGGCGUCAUGGGUGUCUCGGCCUUCACUGGCGUCGAGCCCGCAUGGACCUACGACUCGAUGAGGGAGUUUGCCGACGUCAUUGAGAAGGUUCGCGCUUAGGCGAGCGAGUGAGGGUGUACAUUGGAUUGAAU